Salvia miltiorrhiza (redroot sage) is the source of this 2430-nucleotide messenger RNA. Its product is annotated as transcription factor EGL1-like. The transcript has 9 exons. The record is from RefSeq and is a predicted model, not a curated record. Bases 375 to 2273 code for a protein of 632 amino acids. Lineage: Eukaryota; Viridiplantae; Streptophyta; Magnoliopsida; Lamiales; Lamiaceae. Gene Ontology annotation, molecular function: protein dimerization activity.
AAUACCUAAAUCUACCGAAAUACUGCUAACUUUAUAAUUGUAGUACUAUACUUUUCUACCCCCACAUGGCUAUCCCACCAAUCCAGAUUUGAACCCAUGCCCUAUUGUUGACGUGUUCAAUAAAUUAGGUACUUUAAAAAUGAAGGUUGAAGAAAUGAGUUACUAAUGAAGGUUUAUUGAUUUCACCAAAAUAUGCUUCGGGCUGUACUAAGUUGAACACUCCAUCAAAGGAAGUAAUUUUAUGUAAGAAUCUUGAGGUGCCAUUUCCAGCAAGCUUAUAUCGAACCAAUCCCAGGAUUCAGAGCUCUAGUGGUCCAAUAAUUUAGCCUCCUUUUUCUGCCAUAAAUUUGGCGAAAAAGGGUCUGAGCUCAACAAUGGCUACUGCAAAUCAAAAGGGUGUUCCAGAUAAUCUCAGAAAGCAGCUUGCUCUUGCAGUUAGAAGCACCCAAUGGAGCUAUGCAAUUUUUUGGUCUUUUUCUGCUGAACAAUCUGGGGCAUUGGGGUGGAGUGAUGGGUACUACAACGGAGAUAUUAAGACAAGGAAAACGGUUCAAACCGUAGAGCUGAACUCAGAUCCGCUGGGAUUGCAGAGGAGUGAUCAGCUAAGGGAGUUGUUUGAGUCUCUUUCAUUAGGUGAGACCACCCCACAACCUAAGAGGCCUACAGCUGCAUUGUCCCCUGAAGAUCUCACUGACACUGAGUGGUAUUUUCUCGUGUGCAUGUCGUUCGUGUUCAAUGUCGGCCAAGGGUUGCCUGGGAGGUCGUAUGCAGAAAACGAGACAAUCUGGCUACGCAAUGCUCAUCUUGCAGACACGAAGCUCUUCUCUCGUUCUUUGCUUGCUAAGAGUGCAUCUCUGCAGACAGUAGUGUGCUUUCCACAUUGGGGAGGUGUGGUUGAGCUCGGAACAACUGAACUAGUUCCAGAGGAUCGCAGUCUGAUUGAGCAUAUAAAAACUUCGUUCUUGGAGAGUUCUUCCGAUGCUGUCAUCAAUCCGAGCCAUGAACUUGUCUAUCAAGUUCUCAAUCACUCUGACAUCCCCGAAAACAAUCUUGAUGAAGUGGAGGUUUAUUCUCCCGACACCAGCUCAGAUGAAUUCGCAGACAAUGUGCUGAUAGAGGGAUCAAGUUUAGCAGACGGCGCUGAUGGGGAGGCAUCUCAGUUGCAAAGCUGGCAGUGCAAGGACGAUGCUGACCCGGUCAGCAAUGGCACGAACAACUCCACGAGCUCUAGUGACUGCGUGUCUCAGAUUCAUGGGAAUCUGGAGGUGAAAAUCCAGGAAUCCGAUGGAAAGAAGGCGGGUGAUGCUAACUGUGUGCCCGUAAGUCAAGAAUGCAACCAGCAGAAAUCGCCUAGCUUCAACGGUGGUGGUGGCGGCGGCGGUGGUGGUAUUGGUGAUGUUCAUUAUCACAGUGUAAUUUCCAGCCUUUUGAAGAGCUCCCACCAGCUGAUUCUGGGGCCUUACAGAAACGGUAAAACGGAAUCGAGCUUCAUCAACUGGAAAGACAGGAAAUUGAGUCAUCGAUUACCCCAGAGCGCCUCGCCACAGAGGUUGCUAAAGAAAGUGCUGUUUUCAGUAGCUAGAAUGCAUGAAAAUGCCCAGAUUGAAUCUGCCAAACACAAGGACAGAUGUGAUGACCAAUCCGGACAGCAAGAAGGCGAGGAAGUCGAUAGGAACCAUGUCCUGUCCGAGAGGAAACGGAGGGAGAAAAUCAGUGAGAGGUUCGCCAUUCUCGGAUCACUAGUUCCAUCUGGUGGCAAGGUUGAUAAAGUAUCAGUACUUGAUCACACAAUAGAGUAUCUGCGAGAGCUAGAGAAAAAGGUAGAAGAUCUGGAAGCUUACAAAGAAGCAACAGAACGAGAGUCGACCACGCAGAGCAAGGCUCACGAUGCCAUCGAGAGGACCUCCGACAACUAUGGUCAAAGCAAGCCUGGCAGCUUCACGAAGCUGCUUGGGAGCAAGAGAAGAGCUAGUGACAUGGAGAAAACUGCACCCGAGAAUAAGAGGACUCGGUCGAGCUCAUCUACAGACAGCAUAACCAUCAGCAUCACAGACAAGGAUGUGCUGGUUGAGAUGAGAUGUUCUUGGAGGCAAUGUGUGUUGAUUCAAGUUAUGGAAGCUUUGACUCAACUGAAUCUGGAUUCACAAUCUGUUCAAUCUUCCAACACUGAUGGAAUUCUCUCCCUCUCUAUCAAUGCCAAGAGCAAGGGAGUGAAAGGUGCGUCAGCUGGUGCAAUCAAACAAGCUCUUCAGAGAAUUAUCAAAAAGAUUUGAAGAUCAUGCUGGCAAUUUUGAGAUGUGGUACAUUUUUUUUGUUGUUGUACAAAGUUGUAUAAAUAACUUCAAUAUUUUGCAGGGAGAUUUCUAGUGUUAUUCUCUAGCAAUGAUAAUGUAAAAAGAAUCAUUUAAUUUUUAUUAUUUUCCCUCUCUA